AGUAAUACAUAUUUACGACGGUACUUGAAGGUUUCAAGACUGGGCAAAAGAACCUGACGCGCAUCGUGAUUUGAAUGAACGGACCAAUCAGCGGGCUUGCCGGGCGGAAGCCGCUGGCUUCCUGUCCCUCUUGCCCAAUCAGUGCCUUGGUCCGUUGUAUGCCCUGCUUUUUGAAAUGAGCUCCAGUAGCACACGAAAACCGACUUGUUCAGCUAUGAAGUAGUUAGCUGUCAACAAACUGAAGCAGCCACAUUUGGACAGCUUGGACUAUAUUCCCGUUGAAAGGGCAACAUGCAUCGACACCAGACUUGAGAUUUUUAACAGAGAUGUGUCAAUUGUUUUGAGUAUUUUGGACCGCAGAAGAAUUCCGUAUUGUAUUGUUGACUGGGCUACUAGCCGAGUGGCUAACUGAGUUAGCUCCCGAGCGUAUUGAGUUGAACUAGUUUGGCCGCUAACGGUGUAGCUUUCUGUUCUUCCUUUCUUCAAGGCACCAGCCGCAGUACCUGUCGAUUGGUGCCUCCAUCGGUCCCUGACAUGGCUGACAGCAGCAUUCUGACGUUGGGGACAGCUCGGAGUCUGCUGGUGGACACUUCGGUCUAUGACUCCAGGAUUGCAGAAACCACCAAGGACCACGUCUUUCUGGGCCUGGCAUGUGAGGACGGGGAAGAUAUGCUGCCAAAAGUGGAGACCAGGGUGGUUCUUGUGGGAGCAGCAGGCAGAAAUGCAGCCCUGGUCAAGGCACUGCAGGCCAUCAGAGUAAUGGAGGUACCCGUGGUUAAGAUAAGAGAAGGCGAGGCGGGCGCCGAGGAGAAAAUGAUGAUAAAAUCUAUAGUCAAUAUGGACAUCCACACCCCGUGCAUUGUGACCGACAGCGUGCAGGAGUUUGCGGAUGGAGAAAACACUGAUUUUGAGACGGUGUUUGUCCUCACAGACUUUGAUUCUCCCAACUACAACUACCUCUACAAACGCGACAACCGCAUCGUCGGGCCUCCCGUCGUGCUGCACUGUGCUGCCAAGGAGGAACCUCUCCAGUUCUCAUGUCGUCCUCUCUACUGCACCACCAUGCUGAACCUGUCGCUGUGUUUCACUGGCUUCAGGAAUAAAGAGGAAAUGAAGAAGUUGGUGAAUCUGGUUCAUCACAUGGGUGGAACUAUCCGGAAAGACUUCAGCACCAAGGUUACCCAUCUCGUUGCUUACUCCACCCAUGGAGAGAAAUACAGGUUGGCGGUGUGCAUGGGGACGCCCAUCCUGACUCCAUCAUGGAUCCAUAAGGCCUGGGAGAGAAGAGAUGAAGUCCACUUUAACGCAGCAGAAGAGGAGUUUCGAACAGAGUACAAAGUGCCUCCGUUCCAGGACUGCAUCCUCAGUUUCUGGGGUUUUUCAGAUGAAGAGAAGACCAACAUGGAGGAGAGGACUCUCAAACACGGUGGCAAAUAUCUUGAGGUUGGAGAUGAAAGAUGUACACACAUGGUGGUGGAGGAAAACUCCAUCACGGAACUCCCAUUUUCUUCAAACAAAGUCUAUGUGGUCAAACAGGAGUGGUUCUGGGGCAGCAUUCAGAUGGACGCUCGGGCCGGAGAGUCCAUGUAUUUCUACGAGAAGAACGACAGCCCAGCCAUGAAGAAGGCCGUGUCCCUGCUGUCCCUCACCACCCCCAACAGCAACCGCAAGCGCCGGCGUCUCCGGGACACGCUGGCUCAGUUCACCAAGGAGACGGAGAUCUCCCCCUUCCCUCCGCCGCGCAAAAGGCCGUCAGCAGAGCACUCCCUGUCCAUCGGCUCUCUGCUGGACAUCUCUAAUACCCCGGAGACAUGCAAGGCCUUGGCAGAGACCUCCAGGCCCUCCAAGAGCUCCACUCCGGCUCUCUGCAAGCAGUCAGCCAGGUGGCAGGUCUCCAAGGAGCUCUACCAGACCGAGAGCAACUACGUGGACAUUUUAAGCACCAUUCUGCAGCUUUUCAAGAUACCAUUGGAGAAAGAGGGGCAGGUGGGUGGACCCAUCCUGGCCCCAGAAGAAAUGAAGAACAUAUUUGGCAGCAUCCCAGAAAUCUACGACGUUCACACUAGAAUAAAGAGCAACCUGGAGGAGCUGCUGACAGACUGGUCAGAGGACAGAAGUGUAGGAGACAUCAUCCUGAAAUAUUCUAAAGAGCUGGUCAAGGCCUACCCCCCCUUCGUCAACUUCUUUGAAAUGAGCAAGGAAACAAUUGUUCGUUGUGAGAGACAAAAGCCCCGCUUCCAUGCUUUUCUUAAGAUCAACCAGUCAAAGCCAGAGUGUGGCAGGCAGACGCUGGUGGAGCUGCUCAUCAGACCAGUGCAGAGACUGCCCAGUGUGGCCCUGCUCCUUAACGACAUAAAGAAGCAUACGUCGGAUGACAACCCAGACAAGAUAACGCUGGAGAAAGCAAUAGAGUCUCUGAAAGAAGUCAUGACUCACAUCAACGAGGACAAGAGGAAGACUGAAGGCCAGAAGCAGAUCUUUGAUGUUGUUUAUGAAGUGGAUGGCUGUCCUGCCAACCUGCUGUCGUCCCAUCGCAUGCUGGUUCACCGGGUAGAAACGAUCGCCCUGGGAGAGCAGCCAUGUGACCGUGGAGAACAUGUCACACUGUUCCUCUUCAAUGACUGCCUCGAGAUUGCGAGGAAGCGCCACAAGGUGAUCAAUACAUUUAAGAGUCCGCUGGGACAGACGAGGCCCCCGCCCCCCCUCAAACACAUCACACUGAUGCCGCUGUCCCAGAUCCGCAGAGUGCUGGACCUGCAGGACACGGAGGACUGUGUGAAUGCCUUCGCCUUGGUAGUACGCCCGCCCACCGAACAGGAGAACUUGUUGUUCAGCUUCCAGCUGGCCGCCGAGGAAACCGUUAAAAGCGCCUGGCUGCGAACUCUGUGCCGCCACGUCGCCGACACCAUCUGCAAGGCUGAUGCGGAAGACCUGAUUCGAUGCACAGACCCAGACUCACUACAGGUCAGCACCAAAGAUAUGGACAGCACCCUGAGCAAAGCCUCCAGGGCCAUCAAGAAGACCUCCAAAAAGGUGACCAGAGCCUUUUCCUUCACCAAGACCCCGAAGCGGGUGAUCCAGCGGGCCUUCAUGGCCAACAGCACUCCGGAGGAGAAAAGCCAGAGGCUGAGUUGUGAGAACCGUGUGGGCAGCAGCUCCACGCUGGCUGCCCACCCCUCCCCCUCCAUGGUCCAUCUGCCCUCCAUGUUUGAGAAGAAGUACCACACAUUCAGUCGCUCCACCACCCACCUCUUCUGAGACGACUGAUGCUUCACAGCGAGGUGUGUGUGUGUGUGUGUGUGUGUGUGUGUGUGUGUGUGUGUGUGUGUGUGUGUGUGUGUGUGUGUGUGUGUGUGUGUGUGAGAAUUGUCCAGCUGGAACCAUGAAGCAGUUGUUCCUGAUGCAGCAGGAGCAGACUGCUGUCCUGUCCGGUGCCCUCUGGCUGUAAAAGAUGAAGGAUGCUGUGCUUUUUGUUACUGUUUCCUGAUUGGUUGGCGUUGGUUGGAGACACACUGUCUGUCCUCUGGUUCUGUCCACAAAGGUCUCUGGAUGCUGAAUGUGUUUCUCACUGCUUUAGAGCUUUCUUAACGACAUCAGGUGGUUGAGGUGUUUGUUGUAGUAGAAGUUACAUCUUCUUGUUGACUGACAUUGUUUUAUUGUCGUAGACUUAUUCUUACCUGAUGUACUUGUAUCACUUAUUGUAAUUAACCCACUUUCCACAUUUAAACCUUUGGUAGUUCCCAGCUUUUAUAAAGCUUCUAUUUUAACUUGCGAGUUGAAUAAAAGCACUUGUGCUCUUGUUCCCUGUACUUUGUCCUUUUUAAAGCCCUUUUUACAGCGUGUAUCUGAAUGUUUCACAAGGAGUGCUGCAUCAGUGUAUUUAUUCUUAAUUAUCCUUUUCUCAUAUUUAUGUUCCAUGUUUGUCUAUUUUUCCUCUAAUUCUGAUUCGUUGUCUUCUGUGGUUUCAUCUCUGUAUUAAAUGCACUAAAACAUG
This is a messenger RNA of Pungitius pungitius (ninespine stickleback), 3994 nucleotides long. RefSeq names its product epithelial cell transforming 2 (gene ect2). The coding region runs from base 535 to 3258 and encodes 907 amino acids. The record is from RefSeq and is a predicted model, not a curated record. Gene Ontology annotation, molecular function: guanyl-nucleotide exchange factor activity; GTPase activator activity. Gene Ontology annotation, cellular component: nucleus; cell cortex. The transcript has 25 exons. Gene Ontology annotation, biological process: intracellular signal transduction; nervous system development; regulation of cytokinesis, actomyosin contractile ring assembly. Lineage: Eukaryota; Metazoa; Chordata; Actinopteri; Perciformes; Gasterosteidae.